Messenger RNA from Cooperia oncophora, 633 nucleotides. NCBI's taxonomy places the organism in Eukaryota, Metazoa, Nematoda, Chromadorea, Rhabditida, Trichostrongylidae. The record is from the annotation of a GenBank genome assembly.
AUGUUUCUAUUCACAGUUUCAGCUACAGGAUUACUACUAUACGUAAUGUCUACUUAUAUUAUACUAGCAUACAAUUGUUUAAAGAAAAAACGAAACGCUGCGGGUAAAUCGCCGAAAGUGAAAAAGAAGCGCGGAUUCUUUUUCCGUCGACGUGCUAAAUCUGGCAGUACCGCAUCGACAUACUCACAAACUCAACCAUCUGAACUACAGGCAAAAAGCACCCUGUGUGAUACAACUCUCAAGACUGCUACACCACUGCCGCCCACUCCAACUUCUAAAGAAACCGAAUCAAAGCAGCCUUCAAAGAGCAAAGAGACGCUGGAAGUUAAACCGAAAAUACAGGAGCAGGAGUUCUUGCCGUAUCCUUCGGUGAGAUCGCCUACAAAGACUGCCAAAAGGCGUCGAGAAGAAGAGCUACAGGAGGAUAAAAAACGGAAGAUUGCUGAAGGCUUCUAUCAGCCACGCUCGGAUGAGGAUGACACCUUGGAGAAGGUUACAAGCCUCAAGAUAGAACCCUCGGAGAAGACAAAGAGCGUAGUGAGCGGCAAAUUCUCGAGACAGCUUUCAUCAAGAAAAAGAGUUAAAUCUCCAAAGGGAUCAUCAACUAAGCUGCCUCCCACCCAACAAGAAUGA